This is a messenger RNA of Coffea eugenioides, 2277 nucleotides long. RefSeq names its product probable WRKY transcription factor 33. The transcript has 5 exons. The record is from RefSeq and is a predicted model, not a curated record. Lineage: Eukaryota; Viridiplantae; Streptophyta; Magnoliopsida; Gentianales; Rubiaceae. Gene Ontology annotation, molecular function: DNA-binding transcription factor activity; sequence-specific DNA binding. Gene Ontology annotation, biological process: regulation of DNA-templated transcription. Bases 211 to 1974 code for a protein of 587 amino acids.
AGCUCCAACCCCCCCCCCCCUCCCUUCUCUCCCAAAUAUUUGUACCAGCUUCUCUUCUCUGCAGAGUUGUCGUCCCUCGCCUGAACGUACUCAUAGAUCAUUUUACAGUUGCCUGCCAUAUAUUUAUCUCUUCUCCGCCAUUAGUAUUGCGUCUGUGUCUGUUCCAUCCCAGGCGCUACUGUAAUCCUCCCUUCAGUAUUUAACAAUAAAAUGGCUUCUUCAGGCGGCAGCUUAAAUACUUCUCUUAAUUCAUAUUCCAGCUAUUCUUUUCCAAACCAAUUCAUGGCGCCUUCUUUUAGCGAUCUUAUUAAUGGUAAUAAUACUAGCACCAGUGGUAACGACCAGGGCAUGAUGAACAACAGGUCUAACCAAGACAAGCCUCCUUUCAGUUGGGAGCUUCAUGACCAAAUGAUCAACAAGCAAGCUGGCACCACCCCAGCUGAAAUCCCAAAGUUCAAGUCAUUCCCACCUACUUCUCUCCCACUCUCCCCACCUCCAGUUUCCCCUUCAUCAUUUCUUGCUUUUCCUCCGAGUUUAAGCCCUUCGGUUCUCUUGGACUCCCCGGUUCUCUUUUCCAAUUCCAGCACUCUUCCCUCUCCAACAACUGGGACUUUUUCCAGUUUGGUCCGGAAGGAUGAGGACACCAAAUUCGUUUCUGAUUUCUCUUUCCAAUCCCAGACGAGGCGUCCACUUUCUUCGUCAUCCUUGUUUCAUGCUUCUGCGGGCAAAUCCUCAUCGCAAGAAGCAUCGAUAAAGCAGCAAGCUGGUGGAUGGAACUUUGAUAACAAGCCCAGCCAAUUCAUAGAAUCCUCCGCAGUAAAACAUGGCAUUAUAUCGGAAUUAGCUCCAACCACCCAAAGGCUCGGGGCAGAGGUUCCAGCAACUCAGGGAAGCAUGCAAAGCGAUCCUGCUCCAGACUCCAGUCAUGUUCACUAUAGUCAACCAUCUCAAUAUGUAAGAGAGCAAAGGAAAUCAGAUGAUGGAUACAACUGGAGAAAGUACGGACAGAAGCAAGUUAAAGGAAGUGAGAAUCCCCGUAGUUAUUACAAGUGCACGUUUCCAAACUGUCCAACCAAGAAAAAAGUGGAGAGAAAUUUGGAGGGGCACAUCACAGAGAUAGUGUACAAGGGAAAUCACAAUCAUCCCAAGCCGCAGUCCACAAGAAGGUCGUCGUCACAAUCCAUUCAAAAUCCUUCAUACACUCACUCUGAGAUUUCUCAUCAUUCCAACACACUGGGAGAAAACGCUCAAACUGAUUCUUUGCCGAACGCGGAGAAUUCUUCUGCUUCUUUUGGGGAGGAUGAAUUUGAUCAAACCUCUGCAAUCAGCAACUCCAGAGACGAUGAUGAAAACGAACCAGAUGCCAAGCGAUGGAAGGGUGAAAAUGACAGCGAGGCGAUAUCAGUUUCUGGGAGUAAAACCGUGAGAGAGCCCAGAAUUGUUGUGCAGACUACGAGUGACAUUGAUAUUCUGGAUGAUGGAUAUCGAUGGAGAAAAUAUGGCCAGAAGGUUGUUAAGGGCAACCCAAAUCCUCGAAGCUACUACAAGUGCACUUAUUCAGGUUGUCCGGUUAGGAAGCAUGUGGAACGAGCAUCCCACGAUCUCAGGGCGGUUAUCACCACUUAUGAAGGAAAACACAACCAUGAUGUUCCUGCUGCCCGCGGUAGCGGAAGUUAUGCUGUGAAUAGACCUUCAGCUAUCAAUAACAACAAUGAUUUGCCAGCCGCCAUCAAGCCAUUAGCUACAAACAGUAACUCAGUUUACGGGACAAAUUUCGCAAACUCCCUCCAAAAUCCAAUUCCCAGGCCACAAAGUCAAGCACCAUUCACUCUGCAGAUGUUACCCAGUCAAGGCAGGUUUGGGAUUUCCGGCAACUCAGCAAGUGCCAACCAAGUGCAGCAGACUGGCAAUGCCUUCCACAUGGCAAAACAAGAACCUAAAGAUGACUUGUUCUUUAACUCUUUCCUCAAUUGAUUCUUCCAGGAGCAUAAUAACAGAUUUACUUCAAUUUGGUUGCGUGCAAAGCACCAAAUAAUCCGUAGGCGUCUCCUUCUGUAUGUGUUAGGAAUUAUUUGAAUUAAUUUGUUAAUUUGUUAUAGGGGUCAUUGAAGCUUAGCAAAAGAGGCUCGUAAAUAUCCUUCAUGAAUUUAGAGACUGGAGUCUAGGACCUUUGCUGUGGAAUCUAAAUAAUUCCUGUAGCUCAAUUUCUGUUGUAAUUUAAGUUGUGAGGUAGAAUGUCCAAUGUUUUUUUUAAUAGAGUUGAUCAAAUUUUUCCAA